Molecule: messenger RNA, 231 nt
Organism: Funneliformis mosseae
Lineage: Eukaryota; Fungi; Glomeromycota; Glomeromycetes; Glomerales; Glomeraceae
Source: the annotation of a GenBank genome assembly
AAUGAUGUAGGAAGUCGAGAAUGGCCCAUUUUUUUAAUGGAAUUUCAUCGUACUUGGCAUUUUCAUAAAACCGCCUUCCCAGAUAACCAACAUAACCUACAUUGGCACUUAUUGAUGCUCCGGGGAGUAAUGCAGAUCUGUGAAUUUACACCUCCUCCAAAUGAUUCCGACAAAACAGAUCGACUCAUGCGCUCAAUGAUUCGAAUUAAAAACUCAUCAAAGUCUAAUGUU